Molecule: messenger RNA, 7786 nt
Organism: Scleropages formosus (Asian bonytongue)
Lineage: Eukaryota; Metazoa; Chordata; Actinopteri; Osteoglossiformes; Osteoglossidae
Product: neural cell adhesion molecule L1.1-like
Exons: 29
Coding region: 616-4491 (1291 amino acids)
Biological process (GO): brain development; cell-cell adhesion; axon guidance
Cellular component (GO): plasma membrane; axon
Molecular function (GO): cell-cell adhesion mediator activity
Source: RefSeq, a predicted model, not a curated record
GAUUGCGCAGAUUUCAUCUGCCUUGACUGUAGUGUGGCUCAGCGAUCGACUGGACUAAACAACCAGCAGCCCAUUCCAGCUCGGAACGAGGAGGGGUCAGAGAUAAGGGAGAAGGAGCAAUAAGACAAUGAUAAAGACAGAUGGGAGAAAAUGAGAUAGAAUAAUGGAAUGGAAUGGACUGGUACAGGGGAUGGUGAGAAGAUGGUCUUCGAUAUGCAGCUACUGUUCGAUUGUUGUGAGUGCGUGAUGACCGUCUAGGAGAAAGGCCAUUCCGAUCACACUACUCUGGUAUCUCUGUGACCAGGCUGGGGAGGCAGCUCCUCCUUCACCGCCCCCCUCGCGCUCUCCCGUCUUCCAGAGGGAGAGAGAGAACAGCAGGAGGGCGUGGUCCAGAGCACCGCAGAGGUCAUUGACAGGAGCUCCUUCAGGAAGGUGUGGGAUCCCUCCGGUGGGGAGGGGUCAGCUGUCAGUGGGAAGGGGUCCGCCGUGCCUGCGGGGAGCCCUUCGGAGACCGUGAGGGCACAGCUGUCUAUUCGCUCGCUCUUGCCCCUGCGAGGGUGCGAUUCGCCUGCAGCGUGUGUGCACCUGUGUUCCAGGUGGAUGGGACGGUGAACCAUGCCUUCAGCGCAGCGUCGGCAGUUUGGCGGUACAGGACGAGGUACCCCGGUGUCUCUCCUCCUCUUCUCUGUCCUCUUCAUCUCCUUCUGUCCAGGACCAGGUCAUACAGUCAUUUACAUCCCAGAGGACUACAACAUAAGUGACUUAAUGCAGCCACCAGUGAUUACAGCCCAUCCAGAGUCCUACACCGCUUUCACCGCUGAGGACAUUGUUCUUACCUGUGAAGCUUCUGGAAACCCCCCACCUAAAUUCCGAUGGGUAAAGGAUGGGCAGCAGUUUGACCCUGCCAGCGAUCCUCAAGUGUUAACGUCAGAAAAAUCUGGAACGUUCUCAGUCGUCUCUGGAGAUGGCCCCAUCAGCAAGUACAUGGGGAAAUACCGCUGCUAUGCGUCCAAUGAGCUGGGUACUGCCAUCUCCGAAGAGGCCCAGCUAAUUACAGAGAAUACUCCUAUUUUGACGAAAGAGAAAAGGCAGAGAAAGACAGUGGAAGAGGGAGAUAAAGCCAUCCUGAACUGUAAUCCUCCUUCCAGCAGCACCCCACCCAACAUCCACUGGAUGGACAAAAACCUGCAGCACAUUCAUCAGAGUGAUCGUGUGACCAAGGGCCUGGAUGGAAGACUCUAUUUCUCCCACGUGAUCCCCAGCGACAGCCGUGAUGACUACAUAUGUCACGCACAGUACGUCACCGCUAGGACCAUCCUGCCCAAGGAGCCGAUCCAGCUCAUUGUGACCCCUUCCAACUCAGUGGUGUGGCAUCGCAAACCCCAUCUGCUCCACCCCACCGGCUCUGAAACCCGAGUGCUGGCGCUUAGAGGCCAAAGCUUGGUGCUGGAGUGCAUUCCCAAGGGCCUACCCACACCAUCUGUUACGUGGCAGCGGCUCACAAAUGGUGUUCUCUCUACAUCUCGCACCUCCACGCAAAACUUUGGCAGAUGGCUUCGCUUCAACAGCAUCGAUGAGAGUGACCAAGGGGAUUAUGAGUGCAUUGCCAACAACUCACAGGGCACAGCCAAGCACUUCUUCACCGUCACUGUGGAGGCCGCACCGUACUGGAUUAAGAAACCAGCCAGCAACCUCUAUGCCCCAGGGGAGAAUGUAAGGCUGGAGUGCCAUGCAGAGGGCAUUCCCACCCCCACCAUCACCUGGAGCCUCAAUGGCAAUCCCCUCUCAGGCCUUGACCCAGAACCUAGGCGCACAGUGCAUGGAGGUACACUGAGACUGGGGGAUGUGACCAAAAGUGACACCGCUGUGUACCAGUGUGAGGCCUCCAAUAAGCAUGGAAUCAUCCUGGUUAAUACCUACAUACAUGUCAUUGAACUCCCACCUCAGAUCCUGACUAGGGAUAUGAAGGUUUACAGAGUGACACAAGGACAGACGGCUGUGCUUGACUGUGAGACCUUUGGAUCUCCUAGGCCCAAGAUCCAGUGGAACAGUGACACCUUGGAGCUGGUGCUGUCUCAUGCUUGGGUGUCUCAGCUUGUCAACGGGUCCCUGCAGAUCAGCAAUGCCUCCCCAAAAGACAGCGGGUCCUACAUGUGCUCUGUGUUUGAUAGCAACCUCUCCAUCGCUGCCAGUCUGGAUGUGCUCAACAGGACCGUGAUCAUAUCCCCGCCUGAACAUAAGCGUGUUCAGCGGGGAAAGUCAGUCACCUUGACCUGCGAUGCUCUCGUGGAUGACGAGCUGCGCAACCCACCACCACAGACACUGUGGAGAAAGGACGGACAAAAGCUUCACGAAUCUUCAUUUGAUGACAAGUACACACUUGGCUCCAGCCUUAUUGUUGCCAAUGCUCAGUCUGAGGAUGAGGGUUUGUACACAUGUGAGGUCAUUACUGAACUGGACAUGACUAAUGCCAGCGGCUCCAUCACUGUUGUGGAUCGGCCAGACCCCCCCUUUAACUUGACGCUCACCAACAAACAAAGUCGGAGCCUGACCCUGAGCUGGAUCCCAGGCAACGACCACAACAGCCCGAUAAAUGAGUUUGUUGUGGAGUAUGAGGAGUUGCGCUCUCGGAAGGGGCACUGGCAGUUUUUGUUGAACUCCUCUGGAGACAUCCAGCAAGUGAAAAUCCCACUGCAGCCAUUCUGUAACUACACCUUCCGGGUUACUGCGUUCAAUGAGUUCGGCAGAAGCGAACCCAGCAAUCCCUCUGAGACUUACAGGACACCUCCUGCCGCUCCGGACAGGAACCCCGAAGAUGUGCGGACCAUCUCAACAGAGCCAGGUGUACUGACAAUCGCAUGGAAGGAAAUGGACAAGUACUACUUCAACGGUCCUGGGUAUCAGUACAAAGUGAUGUGGCGUGCGGCAGGGCACAGAUCUCACUGGAACCAGAGCGCUGUCUCCUCAUCCCCAUUCGUUGUCCGGGAAGCGGGCACCUUUCAGCCCUUUGAAAUUAAAGUAAAAGCUGUAAAUCAACUGGGGGAGGGGCCUGACCCCAUCCUUGUCACUGGGCACUCUGGGGAAGACCGGCCCCUAAUGGCCCCACAGAACAUCGCAAUCACGCCCGUCAACGGCAGUGUGGUCCAGGUGAAGUGGGUCCCCGUGAGUCGGGAUUCCGUCCAGGGACAUCUCCUAGGUUACAAGAUCUAUCUGAGGCGACUGGGCCCCCAGGAUAUGCGGGGCAUCCGGGUGCAGGGUGGGCAUGAGAGUGACAACGGGGACAGCUGGGUAGUGGAUGUGUCAGGAUCUAACCAAGUGGAAGAGGUACUUGAGGGCCUGCGGCCGUACUCUAAGUACGAGCUGAAAAUGACCGCCUACAACAGCAAGGGGGAGGGGCCUUUCUCUGGGCCUCACGAGUUCGACACACCCGAGGGAGUGCCGGGGGCUCCUGCUUCCCUGACGUUCGACAGUCCCUCGGAGACGUCACUGACCCUUCACUGGAGCCCCCCGAGGGACCCCAAUGGAAAGCUGAUUGGAUACCUGCUACACUAUCAGGAGAUUUUGGAAAGCAAUAACGGCCUCAUGAAGGUGCUGCGGAUCAAUGACCCAGAUGUCUAUCACAUAACACUGGAUAAUCUGGACCCCAAGAUCUUCUACGCUUUCUACUUAUCUGCCUCUACUUCUACGGGACCUGGGGAGUCUAUUGUCAGGACAGCCGCGACCCUGCUGGAUGGAGGCCCCCCCUCUAACAUCACCGUCACUGCCGGGGAGACUAACGUUAACCUCAGCUGGGUGGCAGGCGAGAGAUACCGGAACGUUGUUUUCUACAUCAUGUACCUUAACAAGAACGGAGGUCGGUGGGAAAUGUCGGAGAUGAUCAACUCCACCCAGUCCUUCUACCAGCUCCAGGGCCUGCAGUCGGGAUCUCAGUACAGACUCAGCUUCUUAUUCAACAACAGCACAUUCUGGGAGAAAGAAAUCAAGACUGAAGGACCAAGGCCGAUUCAGAUAGAGGGCGGCUUCGCCACCCAGGGCUGGUUUAUCGGACUCAUCAGCGCUAUUGUGCUGCUGCUGCUGGUAUUGCUUAUUCUCUGCUUCAUCAAAAGAAGCAAAGGGGGCAAGUAUUCAGUCAAAGACAAAGAGGAGGGCCAAGUGGACUCUGAAGCUCGGCCGAUGAAAGAUGAUGCCUUUGGGGAAUACAGAUCUCUAGAAAGUGACAACGAGGAGAAGCGCUCUGUCAGCCAGCCAUCCCUGGGUGUGGAGAGCAAACUGGGCAGUGACGACAGCCUAGCUGGCUACGGUGACAGUGUAGACAUCCAGUUCAACGAGGAUGGUUCCUUCAUCGGACAGUACAGCGGCCACCGGGACGUGCCUGGGGCUGUGGGACAUGACAGCUCAGGGGCCACAUCCCCAGUCAACCCAAUGAUUAUGCCUCCCAGCUACCCCGGUGUCCCUAACUCCGUGACUGGUAUACUGAACAGGGGAAAUUAGACUGACACAAUGACAACAGGGCAUAGUGCUCUGACUGACAGCUGCAACAUGAUACUCUGAGUGACAAGUAGACCAUCUGACAUACAGCCAAACACACAAUGACAUACUUACUUACUGAAUCGCGGAGCUCUACAGGACUAACAUGACGCAGGUGGACUGACACAGAUGGACACCGAGACUGUAUAAGACCAAAACACACAGAAAUUUAAUCCCAAAAUCGAAUUAAUCAUCGUACAAGUCGUUUACAGAAUUCACCAGGCCUUCAAUGUAGUUUACAGUUGAGACAUUUAUAAACCCACAAUGCCUCCUUUAUAUCGCAUUCGUAUUUUCCUGUCCUACUCUUCCUCUUGUGUCUCAGAUGCAUGGAUUGAGUUGCCAUCCGGGUAAUAUCUGGGUUGAAAAGGUUUGGGGGAAGACAAGGAAAGAAUGAUUAUCCAUCAGUAUAUAGACACAGUGAUGUAUGUUCCUGUGGUAAUGUAACAUAGUAAACUAAGAGAGCGAGAAAGAGACAGACAGAAAGAGACAGAGGGAGUGGUUAGGAGACAGACUGGAGGUUCAGACAUGGUGUCUAAUGUUUACCAGGGAAGUUCCACCAGACCCUUGAAAUGUGGAACGAUGUAAGCAUAUUGAAAACACUCAUUUGUGGAUUGUUUGCCAAGACUCCAUGUCUUAAAACGAUUGUUAUUGCUAUGGUUGUUACAAUUAAUGUAGUCUGCCAUUUAAUUGUCUUGUACGUAAGAGUACAGAAUCUAACUAGCAACUUUUUUAUGUUUUUUCAUUGUCAUCAAAUAUUAUUGUCACGAUUCUUAUUUUUGUACUUUCUACUGUCAUUUCAUAUCAAUAUGAAAAUUCUAUUUUUGUUUUAUAUAUUUUGUUUAUCUGUUUUAUUUUACUUUAUCUGCAAACAAGUGCAUUAAAUUUAUUAAUUUGUUUAUGAGUCAUAAUAUCUUAUGGUUGCUUUAUAAAAGGGUUUCACAAUUUUUAUGUCUCUUUUUUAAAUCUGUGUCUGUCAUCUCAAAGUCUUCUGCAUAUCUUUUUCUACUUUUAUGGAUGAGCGUGAAAUCUGAACGAAUUUUCCAAUGCAACAUUAGCCAAAUUAUACAUGUAUUAAGCAUAUGACAUUGUAUGAAUAGUAUUGGAACAAUUUCAGAACAGGCUGAACAUGUGUAACCAGGUCGUACACAGAUAUAGUGGUAAUCUGAUAUGAGCUACAAGCAAAGACAAGCAGGCAGGUGGGUCUCAAUAAUAGGGAUUACGCUGCAAAGUAACUGCCAUCGUCUGUGAUUUUUUUUUAAGACGGAUAAAAGAAUUCCUGACGAAGUCUGCCUGGUAGCGAACAUAACCUAUACAUGGGUUCAUUUUGGCUGAACUGUGGGUAUGAGUCAGGAAACAUGCAAUCCUGUGAACUGUGUAAAAGUGAUGAGAUGGAGAGCCACUGUUAGACAGAGAGGGGCCAGCCUUCCUUACAGGUCUUCGUCUGUUUUGCCAUUCUUCCCUGUGUCUAUUGCCAUGCAUUAUGACUUUUUUCUGCCUUUACAUUUGUACAAUCAAGAACUCUCAUCACACUAACAAUCCACAUCAUCUUUAGUAUAUUCUUGCAGAAAUUCUGGGUUUUCUAAAUAGUCUUUACUGUGUCCCUCUCAUGUGUCUACAGUGUACUUUUCCCCAGACUAACCUCAGUUCCUUUAUCCAUUAAAUAUACCUAUUAGGUAUGCCAGAGAAUCAAUUCCAUCUUUAGGCUAUUAUAAAAUUGUGUGCAUUUUAUGGCAGAGGAAAUUAGUGACUUUCCAUUUAUGUAAGUGCAAAAUUUAUUUAGCUCCUUUACUGGCGUGUUUUCUCAUCACAUCUCAGAUUAUUUCUUUUUUGACAUUCGUUGCGGAAAUAAAACGAAUGCAUUCUGGGACAGAUACUGGUAUCUGUGAUAAAGCAAAGUGGGAGUGUAAUAUAGACAUUUGAAUCCACACACAAAUGCUGUAAAGCUAAGGGUCAGCUUCAGUUGUUGCCUGUCUCUUCAUUCAAAAUGUGGCUAUUGCUACUUUUAAGUAUGUGCAACUUAUUAAUAGUCUCUGCUGUCUGGCUGAGCUGUUAAGAAGGAAUUGUGUCUAUGCUAGACAUCUUGUUUCUAGAUUCCAGUGUAGCUCAGUUAUGACAAUAAAUGACAUAAUGUAAGGGAGGAAAGAACAGACUGGGGUUUUGGAAAGUGAGAGAAAUAUUACAAACUUAGGAAAGAAACAGUGGAUAUGAAAGGUCACUUUCUGAAUGUAAAUAAAACCCAAAAGAUUGUGUAAAAUUUGCUUAAAAUGUUUUGUUCAGCUUUGUUUCUUUUUAUAUCAUUGCACUUUUUUAGAUAUCGUUUUUAUGUCUUUUUUUUAUUGUUACGAAACAUGAUAAACCAGCUUUGUCUUGUUUUUGGUAAACAUCUGGCUGUUUUAGAAUAUUAGAGUAUCAUUACCAAAAGCAAUCCUUUGUCUACCUGCCAUUCCUUUAGUGACAGAGAUGCUGCAAACGAAAAAUAAAUAUACAUAAAAGCGAACAUCCAUAGUCAAUGUUAUGGAAAAAAGUAAAACAAAAGCAAACCAAUCAAUGCUAAGAUAUGAAUGAAGUGCAUUUUGAUCUGUGUCUUUUUAUAUGGUCAGGCAGUAGUGUGAGUGUUUGUAUCUAUUCGUGCUUCAUACGGAGUAGUCUCCUCAGUUUAUGCAAUUUUGCCAUGGUUGGUAUACGCAUUUUGAAUUUAUUCUGAUGGGGUCCAAGUUUUUGUAUUACAUAAAAAAAAACAUAUGAUCAAGCAUUUUGGAAGCACCUUAACAAGCAGAUCUCACUAUUCCUGACCAUCUCCAGCCUGUGUUCUCUGACGGCUUGUGUCAUGGCCAGCAGGGAGUUGGAACAGGGAUGAAUUUUUCACACAUGCUUACUCUACUGCCUGAGUUAUUUUUAGACGUAUGUUGAUAUUGUAUGUAACUUUCUUGCCUCCUUUCUUUUUUAAAUAUAAAUUGAAAAAAAUAAAUUAAAAAAAUUAAAUAAUAACAGCUUCUACAAACCAUUCAAAGGGGUAACAUGAGAUUUCCUUGUUAGGGACAGGAGGAGCUUGUUCAGGGAUUGUAGCGGAGGCAACAUAAUGAGGUUCAAGGAAGUGUGCGCUAUUGCUGAAUGGGACUGGUGUGGUCUAGGGCGAGGGUGGGUUGUGGGGCGUGGGGCUUGCACUUGGGGGCAAUGAAGUUGUACAUGCUUACUGUAUCAGCCGCUGUAACAAACUCCACAAUAAAUAAAAUACAUGGAUUAAGCAGAGUAUCAAUGG